This is a messenger RNA of Dufourea novaeangliae, 1349 nucleotides long. RefSeq names its product CCR4-NOT transcription complex subunit 7 (gene Pop2). Lineage: Eukaryota; Metazoa; Arthropoda; Insecta; Hymenoptera; Halictidae. Gene Ontology annotation, cellular component: P-body; CCR4-NOT complex; CCR4-NOT core complex. The transcript is spliced from 7 exons. Gene Ontology annotation, molecular function: nucleic acid binding; poly(A)-specific ribonuclease activity. The record is from RefSeq and is a predicted model, not a curated record. The coding region runs from base 210 to 1118 and encodes 302 amino acids.
UUGAGUUUGGAAACUCGUUUAACCUGUUCGUACUGUGACAGAAGAUUUAAAAGCGCGAUAAGUGUUUAAAAACUACUGUUUCAUAUAGUAUAUUGUAAAACAUCGUGCAGAAAAGCGAGCACACAAAGAGUGAUAUGAAGAGGGUAAAGCUGUGACAGUGGGAAUCAAACAUAAAAGUAGCCCCGGUGACAACAGGAAUAUCUAACCUUAUGCCCUCAGCUACCGGAGGAAAUAACCCUAUAGGGCAGCAGAAGGGUGGGGCGACUAUGCCCAGUAAUGAAGAAUGUGGGAUCAGAGAUGUCUGGGGUCACAAUUUGGAAGAAGAAUUCCGUACGAUUCGGCAAGUUGUACAACAAUAUCAGUAUAUCGCUAUGGAUACUGAAUUUCCAGGAGUAGUGGCUAGACCUAUCGGUGAAUUCAGAACUAGUGCCGAUUACCAGUAUCAGUUGUUACGGUGUAAUGUAGAUCUUUUACGGAUAAUUCAACUCGGUCUUACGUUUCUUGAUGAAUCGGGAAAUACACCUGGGGGUAGUUAUACGACGUGGCAAUUUAAUUUUAAAUUUAACUUACAGGAAGACAUGUAUGCACAGGACAGUAUAGACAUGCUUCAGAACAGUGGUAUCCAAUUCAAAAAACACGAGGAAGAGGGUAUCGAUCCACUAGAUUUCGCUGAACUUCUAAUGACAUCGGGAAUUGUUCUUGUCGACGAUAUAAAAUGGCUAUCGUUUCAUUCCGGCUACGAUUUCGGUUAUCUAUUGAAACUUCUUACAGACCAAAAUUUACCACAGGAAGAAAGUGAAUUCUUUGAACUUCUUAGGAUAUAUUUUCCAACGAUAUAUGACGUAAAAUACUUAAUGAAGUCUUGCAAAAAUCUGAAAGGUGGUCUUCAAGAGGUAGCGGAACAAUUGGAAAUUCAAAGAGUGGGACCGCAACAUCAAGCUGGAUCUGAUUCGUUACUUACGGGAAUGGUUUUCUUUAAGAUGCGAGAGAUGUUCUUCGAGGAUAACAUUGACGAUGCGAAAUACUGUGGUCAUUUAUACGGAUUGGGAACAUCAUUUGUUGUGAACGGCUCGGGAGGAUAUCUAGACAGUAAUGGGGAUAAUUCUUCGUCUUCGUAAUGUUAACAAAGAAAAAGAAACAAAAAUUAUCACACCUCAGUCGGAACAAAUUAUUUCAUUACAAAUAAAAUGUUAUAAAUAAUGUUUCACUUAAUGAUCAAGCGUAUAGUUCAUAUCCACGAUAUAAACGAAUUACUGCUGUAGAUCACAGAUACUACAUGAACGAAGGGCAAAUAUGAAAACUACAGGAGAAUUAUUUCAUAUUCGUGUAUUCUUUUCUUUUUUUUACGU